Rotaria socialis is the source of this 429-nucleotide messenger RNA. The record is from the annotation of a GenBank genome assembly. NCBI's taxonomy places the organism in Eukaryota, Metazoa, Rotifera, Eurotatoria, Philodinida, Philodinidae.
AUGUUGAUUCAUAUUAAAGUACUUAACAAUCCGGCAUUAGCCGAAAUUCAAUUAAAAGUAUCUCCCCUGGAUACAAUUCAAGAGUUAAAAUCUCGUCUUUCUGCCCAAUUAAAUAUUCCAAUAAAUGAACAAAAAAUAGUUCUCAAAGGUAAACCUUUACAUGAUGGUUUAAUACGAGAUUAUCAAAUAGUUGAUGGUUCAAAAUUACAUUUAAUCGUCUCAACACAGCAUUCAACAAUACCAAGUAAGCCGGUCAAUAAUGCAUUUGCAAAUGAACUUCAUAUAUUGGCAUCGAAAUGGAUUCAAAGUCCAACUGAACGUGACGCAUUUGUAAAUGCUUUUCAACAAGAAAUGAAAAAUGCUGUCGAUCAUCUCAGUUUAGAUGAUAUUGAAAAACUAUGCACCGAUCGAAUAAAUCAAUAUGUUUGA